ACGGCGGUCGGCACUCGGCAGUCAGUUGUUCGAGUGCGACCCGCACGGUGAUAUGUAUGUUCUGUCGGUCGCUCUUGCCUCUUUUUCAUAAUAUUAUUAUCGUUGUUAUCUUGUACUUGGAUUUUGGAUUAUAAAAAAUAUUCCUCUGCACGUCGUGUACGCCGUCCUUAUAGUGUGGAUUAUUCGUGUGUGUGAUUUUUUUUUUUAGUGAACUCGAUUUCAACAACAACCCAAUUUUUUUACAUAGUAAUUACAUUUUUACCACCCUUCCUCUGGAGUACCCACGGUGUUAUUGUGUGCCGACGCAAACCCAUAUAUGUGGCUGUACAAAUACUACCGGUACAAAAGUGCGGGCGAACCAUCGGAAUGACCGUAUUUUGGCGGCCACGCCGGCCGGACGGCCGCGACCUGUUGCUGAGGUUCGUGGCCGUGACGUCCCUUUUGCUGGCCACCGUUGUGCCGGUGUCUUGGGCGUCCGACAGCUGUGACUGGAGUGGAAGUGGCCUUUCCGAUUCUUCCGAGUACUCGGUGCGGCCCGUCCGGCUGGACCGAUGUUGGGCCGGUAAAGUGCGUUGGGCGUACCCGAGGGGUGCGUUGCGCGUUGUCUUCCGGUUGACGGGCACUGGCGGCGGCCGCGAGUUCCGGGUGUGCCUGAAACCGGACAGGCUGGACGGGGUGCGAGUGUUGUUGGACAGCGCGCCGCGACGCUUGAUCACCGUCUACGACCACCGAACAACGUCCUCGCAGCCGCCACCAUCCCGGUGCUUCAAGAGCGUCGGUGGCACGGCCGCGUUCUACGUGGAGGCCGACAAGUCCAGGGAACAGCCCGUUGGCGGUGCCGUCCGGUUCCGGUAUGAUCUCGAGCCGCUGGGUUCACCCGUGCCGGAGCUGUUCUCUGCCAACGAUCUCGACGACGAGUGCCGCCCAUGCACCGUGGAAGAAAUGACACAAGCCUACUGCACCAGUAGUUUAGUGGUUCAAGGCACAAUAGUGGGCGUCUCAUACGACGGGGACGUGUCGAGGGUAAGGGUACAGCCGACCAAAGCACACCGUCUGCCACCCGAAGAAGACGAUAAGGUGGCAGAGGACAUGGGCGACGAUAGCUCUGACCCAGAACAGAAGAAGCCACUGACCAUCACCUUCGGACGGGGUUGUAGGCCUGCGGUCGGACCGGGUCAAUUUGUGUUCAUGGCCCGAGCCAAGUUCGACGAGCUGGCCCUGAGGUGUGCACCUCGACUGGAAGAGUGGAGGCAAGCUGCCAAAGCUGAUAAAUCGCCUAGUUGCAUUCUGACCGACUAGUUAACGUUAUGACAUAUAUAUAUAUAUACAUGUAUAUGUAUUUUUAUAAAUAUAAUAUAUGGUGUUGGUCACGAAGUUUUGUCAGAUUUACAUACGUUUUGUGUGUAAAACAAUUAUACAAUUUUCGUUAGCCACACUGUAUAUACAGUGUUACCAAAACAGUUGUGUUUGUGUACAAACGUGUUAUGUAAAGUUUUUUUUUAGGUUAAGCUCGAUACGUCAUACGUUUUUUUAAUUUACAUUAUAAUAGUCAUCAAAGUUUUUUUUUUUUUGGUUAGAUUUGUUUGUAUAAUUACUAUUAUUAAUAAAAUUUCGAGAGGAUAACUGCGGUACAUACUAUAUUGCCAUUUGUACAACAGCUUAAUAUACUAUGUAAGCGAAGAAAAAUCAGUUUUUUUUUUAUACGAACAACUGGACGGUUUUAGUGUAAAGGAGAAGCAUACAUGUCGAAUUUGACUUGUUUUUAGGUGACUCAAAAACAUUUUCUAAUUAAAUCACAAAUUGAAUGACUUGUGCUAUUUUCACCAAACAAGUAUUGACUCGUACUCUUUUUCAUUAAACUUGUUCCAACUAUUUUGUUUAUGAUUUGAUUAAUGUUUCUGUAGUUUGGGUGUGUGUACCACCCGGGCCAACAACAUGUUAGUAGUCCCGCGAUGAGUAUCGCUCCUGCAGAGACUUUAACGACCGCCGCUGUUGCUACCGACUAUAGAUUAGACAUCUUUGGGUAUUUUUUUGUUAAUACAGUAAAAAAUGGUUCGACCGGUUUAAAAUAUUUUUGACGUUAUUUUUUUUUUAUCGACCACACCGCAAUUGUUGAUCACAUCGGUCGGGCCGAAUCGUCGUCAAUUUGCAACAGAAAUAAUUGCAACCCAACCUGUAAAUAUUAUUACUAUAUUAUUGUAGUAACAGCGUCGGGCGGUUUACCGAAAAUCUCCCUAAAGGUAUUUUUUUCUCUCCUCAUCUCAUUUAAAAACAACAACUGUACGACGUGUGUAAUAUAUUGUAUCUUUACAAUAUGUGAAUCCAUGUGCCAAACGAAUAAAAAAAAAAAAAAAUGUAAAAAAAAGUAACUACAAAAUAA
Messenger RNA from Adelges cooleyi (spruce gall adelgid), 2380 nucleotides. RefSeq names its product meteorin-like. The record is from RefSeq and is a predicted model, not a curated record. Bases 367 to 1299 code for a protein of 310 amino acids. Gene Ontology annotation, molecular function: hormone activity. The transcript is spliced from 4 exons. Lineage: Eukaryota; Metazoa; Arthropoda; Insecta; Hemiptera; Adelgidae.